GACGACUUCGUUCAAUGUAGCCAGCUCUGGGUGUCCGGCCGCCGUGGCCAUGUUUGUGUCCGAUUUCCGCAAGGAGUUCUACGAGGUGGUUCAAAACCAGAGGGUGCUUCUCUUUGUGGCCUCGGACGUGGACGCUCUGUGCGCUUGCAAGAUUCUUCAGGCUCUGUUCCAGUGUGAUCACGUGCAGUAUACGCUGGUUCCGGUUUCUGGGUGGCAAGAACUUGAAACUGCAUUUCUUGAGCAUAAAGAACAGUUCCAUUAUUUUAUUCUCAUAAACUGUGGAGCUAAUGUAGACCUAUUGGAUAUCCUUCAGCCUGAUGAAGAUGCCAUAUUUUUUGUGUGUGACACCCACAGGCCAGUUAAUGUCGUGAAUGUCUAUAAUGACACCCAGAUCAAACUACUCAUUAAACAAGAUGAUGAUCUUGAAGUUCCUGCCUAUGAUGAUAUCUUCAGGGAUGAAGAAGAAGGUGAAGAGCAUUCAGGAAAUGAAAGUGACAAUGGGUCAGAGCCUUCUGUGAAGCGCACACGGUUAGAAGAGGAGAUAGUGGCACAAACCAUGAAGAAGAGGCAGCGAAGAGAGUGGGAGGCCCGGAGAAGAGACAUCCUCUUUGACUAUGAACAGUAUGAAUAUCACGGGACGUCGUCAGCCAUGGUGAUGUUUGACCUGGCGUGGAUGAUGUCAAAAGACUUGAACGACAUGCUGUGGUGGGCCAUCGUUGGACUAACGGACCAGUGGGUGCAAGACAAGAUCACCCAGAUGAAGUACGUAACGGACGUUGGCAUCCUGCAGCGCCAUGUGUCUCGGCACAACCACCGGAAUGAGGAUGAGGAGAACUCCCUCUCUGUGGACUGUACACGGAUCUCCUUCGAGUAUGACCUCCGCCUGGCACUCUACCAGCACUGGUCCCUCCAUGACAGCCUAUGCAACACAUGCUACACUGCAGCCAGGUUCAAGCUCUGGUCUGUGCAUGGGCAGAAGCGUCUCCAGGAGUUCCUUGCAGACGUGGGCCUCCCCUUGAAACAGGUGAAGCAGAAGUUCCAGUCCAUGGAUGUCUCCUUGAAGGAGAAUUUGCGGGAGAUGAUCGAAGAGUCUGCAAAUAAAUUUGGGAUGAAGGACAUGCGCGUGCAGACUUUCAGCAUUCACUUCGGGUUCAAGCAUAAGUUCCUGGCCAGUGACGUGGUCUUUGCCACCAUGUCACUGAUGGAGAGUCCCGAGAAGGACGGCUCAGGGACAGAUAACUUCAUCCAGGCUUUGGACAGUCUCUCCAGGAGUAACCUGGACAAACUCUACCAUGGCCUGGAACUUGCCAAGAAGCAGCUGCGAGCCACGCAGCAGACCAUCGCCAGCUGCCUCUGCACCAACCUUGUCAUCUCCCAGGGGCCCUUCCUCUACUGCUCCCUCAUGGAGGGCACUCCGGACAUUGUGCUAUUUUCCAAGCCAGCAUCCCUGAGCCUGCUCAGCAGACACCUGCUGAAGUCCUUUGUGUGUUCGACAAAGAACCGGCGCUGCAAGCUGCUGCCUUUGGUGAUGGCCGCACCCCUGAGUGUGGAGCAGGGCACUGUGACUGUGGUGGGCAUCCCCCCAGAGACCGACAGCUCAGACAGAAAGAACUUUUUUGGGCGGGCGUUUGAGAAGGCAGCAGAGGGCACCAAUUCUCGGACACUGCACAACCAUUUUGACCUCUCAGUAAUUGAACUGAAAGCAGAGGAUCGGAGCAAGUUUCUGGAUGCACUUGUUUCUCUCCUGUCCUGAUGGAGAAAACAAAGCUAUUGGCAGCCACUCAUCGAUAACUAUAAAAUGUCAUCUCUGUGGGCCUGCACCAGCAUGAGGCUGUCACUGGCAGUCCACAGUGAUGCUCACCAGCCGGGGCUCUUUCCAGUGCCACUCAUGCCAUCUCUCUUGAAGGGCCCCCCCGCACAGUGGAUGCUCAUACCCAGCCCUGCAUCUCCUUGAGCCCUGGGCUGGAGCCACUGCUGUGGUAGACAGGCCUUGUCAAGACUCUGAGGUAGGGGUGCCCUUGUUCUGGCCCAGGGUCUUCCCGCUCCCCCACCAUCCAUAGUGAGUUGGAAACUGUGGAGGGCAGGUGCCUUUCCCCUGUCAGGGCCCCAGUGGGCUCUGCUGAGAAUGAUAUAGGGGGUCUCAGGGACCCCAGAGUCCCUCUUUCAGAGUAGGCUAGGGCAUAAAGGGGUUCGUGUUGGGGAGGAACUUUGGACUCAGACCCUUCGGGUCUUCAGCAAGGUCUGUUGGGUACCUCACCAGGCUAUGGCGGGUUCCUCAUCUGAAGUGGGGCUAACACCCCUUGGACAGUGAGCACUGAGCCUUCAGAUGGGGGCAAGGUGUAAGUUUAUGACCCAAAUCAAAGGCUACAAGUGGGGGCUUUUGGGCGGGGGGCUGGUAUUUCAAGCAUACUCCUCCCCUGCGGCCUGCUCAGUGAUGCCACUGCUGCUGUGUGCCCUGCCACCAUGACAGCGUGCACAGUGAGCCAGCCAGGAAGGUGGGUGGGGGGACAGUACGGGGAGACGUUCCAGGCCAGGGGAGAAACCUUGUGAAGGUACCACGGGGCUGAGACUGGACAGGGCACUGGCAGGGUCUGCAGGGCGAUAUAGUGGUGGAGGGCCAUGAGGCCUUGGAGGUCCUCAAGCAAAUGACAGCCUGGACCUGGCCAGUGGGCACUUCAGUUCUGGGGCGGCCCUCCACCCAUGGUCACCACUCCUCACCUGUGUGAGUGGUGGAGGCUACUCAGAAGCAAGCCCAGCAUGUCAGAGGCAAGGCCUGAGCAGUUUGCUUAAUUUGGAAAGACGUUAGAAUUGUUUGAAAUUUACUUUUUUUUUUUUCUUUUCUAGAGUUUGAUUUCUUCUGAUGCGUCCUCCUUCUCCUAAUUUAUAUUAACUGGGUUUUAUUUAGACUAUAAGUUAUGGACAUGGUUUUAGACACCCACAGUGGGUUUUUAAUGGAAUAAAAUGUUUGUUUUA
Neofelis nebulosa (Clouded leopard) is the source of this 2973-nucleotide messenger RNA. RefSeq names its product cell division cycle 45 (gene CDC45). Gene Ontology annotation, biological process: mitotic DNA replication preinitiation complex assembly; DNA replication initiation; double-strand break repair via break-induced replication. Gene Ontology annotation, cellular component: DNA replication preinitiation complex. The transcript has 20 exons. NCBI's taxonomy places the organism in Eukaryota, Metazoa, Chordata, Mammalia, Carnivora, Felidae. Gene Ontology annotation, molecular function: DNA replication origin binding; chromatin binding; single-stranded DNA binding. Bases 50 to 1753 code for a protein of 567 amino acids. The record is from RefSeq and is a predicted model, not a curated record.